This is a messenger RNA of Puccinia graminis f. sp. tritici CRL 75-36-700-3, 6396 nucleotides long. Its product is annotated as glutamate synthase [NADPH]. Bases 1 to 6396 code for a protein of 2131 amino acids. NCBI's taxonomy places the organism in Eukaryota, Fungi, Basidiomycota, Pucciniomycetes, Pucciniales, Pucciniaceae. The transcript is spliced from 12 exons. Gene Ontology annotation, molecular function: iron ion binding; FMN binding; glutamate synthase (NADH) activity. The record is from RefSeq and is a predicted model, not a curated record.
AUGGCACCCAAGGUUCACAACAACCAAGAACAAAAAGAGAUCAAAUCCUCAGAACCUGAUAGUAACCUCAUCCGAUCCUCAAACCAUUGGGCAGGUGCCUUGCCCGCCCCUCAAGGACUCUACGACCCCGACCAAGAGAAGGACUCAUGCGGUGUCGGAUUUGUCUGCCACAUCAAGGGCCAACCCAACCAUAAGAUCGUCUCCGAUGCUCGCUCCCUACUAUGCAACAUGACCCAUCGUGGUGCCACUGGCGCCGAUGCUCGCGAUGGUGACGGUGCUGGGGUGAUGACCGGAAUCCCCCAUGCGUUCUUCCUGAGAGAGGCCUCACUCCUCUCGAUCGAUCUCCCCGCCCAGGGUCGCUAUGCGGUCGGAAACGUCUUCUUUAGACCAAACCCGCCCGAAGCGCUGAUCGAGCAUAAGGCCACCUUCGAAAGGAUUGCGCUUACCCAUAAGCUCAAGGUCUUAGGCUGGCGUGAACUACCCAGGAACAACUCCAUCCUCGGCCCAGCUGCCCUCAGCCGUGAACCAAUCAUCCUUCAACCAUUCGUGGUGCCAGACUCUAACGAACCGGACGCUUACUUUGAUGAAAAGGAGUUCGAACGCCAGCUCUACGUCUUACGAAAACAUGCUAGUCAUGCCAUCUCCCUCGCCGAUUGGUUUUACAUCUGCUCAUUAUCCAACAAGGUGAUCAUCUACAAGGGUCAACUCAGCCCUAGUCAAGUUUACGAAUAUUACUACGAUCUCAACCAUGUCCUCUUCGAAUCUCAUUUCUGCUUGGUUCACUCUCGAUUCUCUACCAACACUUUCCCCUCCUGGGACAGGGCUCAGCCGUUGAGAUGGGCCGCCCACAAUGGCGAAGUCAACACAGUCCGUGGCAACAAGAAUUGGAUGAGGGCACGAGAGGGCAACUUGUCUUCUGAUAAAUUUGGUGAUCAAUUGGAAUCCCUCUACCCCAUCAUUGAAGAAGGCGGGUCAGAUUCCGCUGCUUUUGACAACGUCCUCGAGUUGCUAGUCGUCAAUGGCGUCAUGAGUCUCCCAGAAGCCAUCAUGAUGCUCGUCCCCGAGGCCUGGCAAAACAACCCCAACAUGGACCCCGCCAAAAGUGCAUUUUACCAAUGGGCGGCUUGUGUGAUGGAACCCUGGGAUGGCCCGGCCCUUUUCACCUUCUCGGAUGGUCGAUACUGUGGAGCCAAUCUUGACCGUAACGGUUUACGCCCAUGUCGCUGGGUGACCACAGACGAAGAUCUUAUCAUCUGUGCGUCUGAAGUUGGAGCGAUCACCAUUGCACCCGAAACGAUCACCCGUAAAGGCCGUCUUCAACCCGGCAGAAUGCUCCUGGUCGAUACCCAAGAAGGUCGAAUCGUCGACGACAAAGAGUUAAAGAUGGCCACCGCUCAGAAGAAACCCUUCCGAGAGUGGAUCAACAACCAAAUGCUUCGUUUACCCGAUAUCCUCAAACACAACAAAUCCAUCAGCUCGACUCUACUUUCUGAUACUCUCGAUGAAACCCGAAUCUCGGAAGAUCCUCGUCUUCUGGCCUUUGGAUAUACGCUCGAACAACUUGACUUGCUCAUGAGGCCCAUGGUUUCCGACGGUAAGGAAGCCUUGGGAUCAAUGGGUAAUGAUGCACCACUCGCAUGCCUGGCUACUCAGCCUCGCUUGAUCUACGAUUACUUUCGUCAACUCUUUGCUCAAGUAACUAAUCCUCCCAUCGAUCCCAUCAGAGAGUCCAUUGUGAUGUCAUUGGAGUGUUAUGUUGGGCCAGAAGGUAACCUACUUGCCUUGGAUGAGAGCCAGGCUGGCAGGCUAGCCUUGCCCAGCCCCAUCCUAAGCGUUCAGGAAUUUCGAGCCCUUCAGGACCUGCACACUUUCAAUUCUGCUUGGUCAUCACACACCAUUGAUAUUACUUUUGAGAAGCGAAGUGGCCUGCCCGGGUACGUAGUUACGCUUGACCGAAUCUGUCAAGCUGCCAGUGCAGCCGUCCAAGCCGGCUGUCGGGUCCUUGCUCUAUCUGACCGAGCGGUAGGUGCGGGCCGCGUGGCAGUAUCGGCCCUUGCCGCCAUUGGAGCCGUGCAUCAUCAUCUGAUCAAAAGCAAAGAACGAUCCAAGGUAGCUCUUUUAGUUGAGACCGGUGAGGCCCGAGAAGUCCACCAUCUGUGUGUCUUGUUGGGUUACGGUGCAGAUGGUAUCUGUCCAUAUCUCGCCAUGGAAGCCAUUCUUAAACUCCGCCGUGAGGGGUUGGUCAAGGUAGAUCUGACCGACGUCGAUCUCAUCGAAAACUUCCGCCAUGCCACCAACAAUGGGAUCCUCAAGGUGAUGAGUAAGAUGGGUAUCUCGACACUUCAAAGCUACAAGGGUGCCCAGAUCUUUGAGGCACUCGGUCUACACCAGACGGUCGUCGAACGAUGCUUUGUUGGGACAGCCAGUCGAAUCCAAGGCACCACCUUUGAACUCCUCGCGUUAGACACGUUUGAGUUCCACGAACGCGGUUUCCCCUCUCGUCAAGUCGUCCAGCCGCCCGGCCUUCCUGAAUCCGGUGAAUACCAUUGGCGUGAUGGAGGAGAAGCCCAUAUCAACGACCCGGUUUCGAUCGCCAACCUGCAAGAUGCCGUCCGGUCGAAGAACCAGUCAGCCUAUGAUGUUUAUAGCCAGAACGCCCAGAAACAAGUCCGUGCGGUCACUCUCCGUGGGCUGCUCGAUUUCGAUUACGAGAGUGCCCAAUCAAUCCCGUUGGAGCAAGUCGAGCCUUGGCAUGAACUCGUCAAGCGUUUCUGUACCGGCGCCAUGUCCUACGGUUCCAUCUCCCAGGAAGCUCAUAGCGCUCUUGCAAUCGCCAUGAACCGACUCGGCGGGAAAUCUAACACCGGCAAGGGCGGGGAAGAUGGUUCUCGUUCUCUCAUCAUGCCUAACGGGGAUACCAUGAGGUCGGCUAUCAAGCAGGUUGCUUCCGGCCGGUUCGGCGUUACUUCAAACUAUUUGGCCGACAGUGACGAGCUGCAAAUCAAAAUGGCCCAAGCUGCGAAACCUGGCGAAGGAGGAGAAUUACCUGGACACAAGGUAUCCGAAUUGAUUGCCAAGACCCGUCACUUGACUGCCGGGGUUGGCUUAAUUUCCCCACCACCGCAUCACGACAUCUAUUCGAUCGAAGAUUUGAAACAAUUGAUUUACGAUCUGAAGUGUGCCAAUCCGCGGGCGCGGGUUUCGGUGAAGCUAGUGUCGGAAGUCGGAGUUGGUAUAGUUGCAUCUGGUGUCGCGAAAGCUAAAGCUGAUCAUAUUUUGAUCUCAGGUCAUGAUGGUGGUACAGGUGCAUCCAGAUGGACCGGCAUCAAGUAUGCCGGUCUCCCCUGGGAACUCGGCUUGGCCGAGACCCACCAAACUCUGGUCUUGAACGAUCUUAGAGGCCGAGUCUGUCUCCAGACCGACGGCCAGAUUCGAACCGGUCGUGAUGUCGCCAUCGCUGCCCUCCUCGGCGCUGAAGAGUUUGGUUUUGCCACCACCCCUUUGAUCGCUAUGGGCUGUAUUAUGAUGAGACGUUGUCAUCAAAAUACUUGUCCCGUCGGAGUGGCCACCCAAGACCCAGUCUUGAGGGCUAAGUUCACUGGGCAGCCGGAACACGUGAUCAACUUUUUCUAUUACGUCGCUGAAGAGCUAAGGACCCACAUGGCCAAACUCGGUUUCCGGACCUUGAAUGAAAUGGUUGGGCGGACCGAUCUUCUCAAAGUGGAUGAAACCCUUCGCAACCCCAAGACAGUUAACAUUGAUCUGAGUGCAGUUCUCAAACCUGCUUGGAAGAUGCGCCCUGGAGUAGCCACAUUCAAGACCAAGCAACAGGAUCACAAGAUGUACACCCGUCUGGAUAACAAAUUCAUCGACGAAGCCGAACCGGCGCUUGCCAAAGGCCUGCCCGUUCGGAUCGAAGCCGACGUGAAGAACACCGACCGUGCCCUGGGUACUUCUUUGGCUAACCGGGUCUCAAAGGCAUACGGUGAACAGGGACUCGAACGGGACAUUAUCCAUGUCGACCUCCGAGGCUCAGCCGGUCAAUCCUUAGGAGCCUUUUUAGCCCCGGGGAUCACUCUUGAGUUGGAGGGUGACGCCAACGACUAUGUCGGCAAGGGUUUGUCAGGUGGACGUCUGAUCGUCUACCCACCCCGGUCGUCUCCAUUCAAGGCCGAAGAAAACGUGAUCGUCGGUAACGUCUGUCUCUACGGCGCCACCUCCGGCGAGGCCUUCUUCCGAGGGAUCGCUGCCGAACGGUUUGCCGUCCGAAACUCGGGCGCCAUCGCCGUCGUCGAAGGGGUGGGUGAUCACGGUUGUGAAUACAUGACUGGUGGCCGGGUUGUCGUCCUGGGUUCGACCGGUAGGAACUUCGCAGCUGGAAUGAGUGGUGGUAUCGCGUACGUUUUGGACAUGGCGCGUGAGUUCAAGAACAAGGUCAACUCGGAAAUGGUUGAACUUGGCACGGUCAAUGACCCUCACGAGAUUGCUGAACUACGUGGGAUGAUCGAGGACCAUCGUCAUUUCACGAAAUCGGAGCAAGCUGCCCGAAUUCUCCGAAACUUCAAUGAAUUCCUGCCCCGCUUCGUCCGGGUCAUGCCCUUGGACUACAAGGCCGUCCUCGAGGCUGGCGCCAAAGCAGCCAUCCAGUCCGAUCCUCACAAAAAUAUGCCCGGGUUUGACAUCAAGGGUGAUGCAUUCAACCCGGCGGAGGACAAGGCAAAGACAAAUGUGAACGAUCAGGUCGAGAUCCCCUCGGCCACGCUCGGCCAUUCUGAACCUCCUGUGGUCGAUCUCGAGGACUCGAUGGUGGAUGCGGAGAGCGCCAAGAAGAUUGUCGAGAAGCUUGACAAGACUAAAGGGUUCAUGAAGUAUAAACGGCUCAACGAGAACUACAGGAACCCGAAGAGUCGGACGAAGGACUGGGCCGAACUUUCGACCCGGUUGACCGAAAGUCAGCUCAAAGUCCAAGCCGCUAGAUGCAUGGACUGUGGGGUUCCCUUCUGCCAGUCAGAUACCGGCUGCCCUAUCUCUAACGUCAUCCCUAAAUGGAACGACCUCGUCUUCAAAGGCCAGUGGCUCGACGCUUUGAACAGGCUCUUGAUGACCAACAAUUUCCCCGAGUUCACUGGCAGGAUCUGUCCUGCACCCUGUGAAGGCGCUUGUGUCUUGGGAAUCAAUGAAGCUCCGGUUGGAAUCAAGAGCAUUGAAUGUGCUAUCAUUGACAAAGGGUUUGAGAUGGGAUGGAUAGUCCCUCGGCCACCCGUCGAACGAACGGGGAAGAAAGUAGCGGUGAUCGGGUCCGGCCCAGCGGGAUUGGCGUGUGCAGACCAGCUCAACCGGGCCGGCCAUAUGGUGACCGUCUACGACCGUAACGAUCGACAUGGUGGGCUGCUCAUGUAUGGGAUCCCGAACAUGAAGCUCGACAAGAAGGUCGUCCAGAGACGGCUCGACCUCAUGGCCGCCGAGGGCAUCACCUUCGUUGCUAACGCUCACGUCGGCGUAUCUACUGACGUCAACCAGAUCCGCGCUGAUAAUGAUGCGCUCGUCGUCUCUACCGGUGCUACUUGGCCUCGUAACUUGAACUUACCCAACCGAAAUCUGGAUGGGAUUCAUUUUGCAAUGGAAUUCUUGCAACUCAACACCAAGUCACUGCUAGAUUCGGAGCUGAGUGACUCGAGCUACCUAUCGGCGAAGGGCAAGAAUGUGAUUGUGAUCGGAGGGGGCGACACUGGGAAUGACUGCAUCGGGACCUCGCUCCGGCACGGGGCCAAGUCGGUGACCAACUUCGAGCUCCUUCCCCAACCGCCCCAGAGCCGUGCUUCUGAUAACCCCUGGCCGCAGUGGCCUAAGGUCUUCAGAGUCGACUACGGUCACACCGAGGUCCAGAACUUCUUCGGUAAAGACCCCAGAGAAUAUUGUAUCUCUACAAAAGAAUUCGUGUCUGACGGUGAAGGAAAACUGAAAGGACUGAACACUGUUCGAGUAGAAUGGACUAAAGAUUCGAGAGGAGCUUGGAAGAUGAAAGAGAUCGCGGGCUCGGAAGAGUUUUACGAAUGCGAACUCUGUUUGUUAGCGCUCGGCUUCUUGGGCCCGGAGGAGUCGAUGAUCAAGUCGCUCGGCUUGAAGCAGGAUCCCCGCUCUAACAUCCUCACUAAUCUGGCUGACAACCUCCGAAGGUUCCAGUACCAAACAUCGAUCGAUGGCGUCUUUGCUGCCGGCGAUUGUCGGCGUGGGCAGAGCUUGGUUGUCUGGGGGAUUCAAGAAGGUAGAGCUGCUGCCGUCGAUGUCGAUAACUUCUUGAGCGGCAAAUCGGCGAGCAAGUUGCCCUCCAAGGGAAGCAUCAAGGUGCGCGACUUUGCCGUCGACGCCUUCGAGGCCUCCGUCGUCGCCGCUUAG